AUGGAGGAAGAGACUACUGAAAAUCAGGAUGGCCAAAGCUCUGAUGAGGAGGAGAGAAUGGUGGACUCUGAUGCUAUGAACCUAGACACUGACCAACAACAGAUUCACAGCAACUGUGAUGACAAUGCAAUGGAGACCAGAAACAACAGCCUUGAAGACAAGUUGGAGCUUAACAACCAAGCAACAAGGGAAGCCCAGGAAAGUAAAGGAAGGAAGGAGAGUCAAGGCAAGAAAGUACAACAGAGUAAUCAAAUCACGAAGGAUAACCAAAAGAGUUCUCCUGUCGCCCACAAUAUGAAGAAGAGAGACAAUGCAUCUAUCUCAAAGACUGUCCAGGUUUCUCCACCUAAACCUUCUGAGGUGAGGGAUCUUAUGCACAAGGCCCCUAGCCAAACCCAGUUUCACUCCAAGUCUAAGGGAGUUACUUCACCAGUGUCUAUCCUUAAGAAUGGAUUACAGGGGAAGGAUCUGGUCGAGGCUAAGGAGUGUGGAGCUUGCACGGGACAUCAACCAAAAAUGAAGGUGGAGGGUAGUAGCAAGCAUGUCAAGGGGCCGGAUAGAAUCCAAAAUGACCCCAUAGACAAGGGGAAGAGUCACCAGAAGAAGAGUGUUCCCCUUCCUAAGAAGGAGGUGAACCAGACUAAGCCCGAAAAUGUGAUUGCUCCUUGUAUUGUUAAUACUGGUAGCGAUCCGGAAGAGAAAGUGACGGCGAUGGCCGUCGAUGAGUGCUGA
Linum trigynum is the source of this 732-nucleotide messenger RNA. NCBI's taxonomy places the organism in Eukaryota, Viridiplantae, Streptophyta, Magnoliopsida, Malpighiales, Linaceae. The record is from the annotation of a GenBank genome assembly.